AUGCUCUGUGUGGGUAUUUUUGUGGGACUGGUGUUAGAAUCCUGGUCUUUACCUGUGCAGAACUCCUCAUUGGUUCAUCAGACAAGGCUGAGGUCAAAGAGAGACUAUCCAGAGCAUUAUGUGAAACCAGAAGACAUGAAUGCCAUGGACAGGAUCCUCGGAGUCAAUCAACGUAUGUGUGUGUCCAGAGAUUUUCCUUUAAGAGAGGGUGACAUCCUGAGUUCCGGAUCCCACGGUGCACAUGUCACAUGUUUAGCAGAUCCUUGCCGCUGGCCCAGAUCUGUUGACGGUUUUGUGUAUGUACCGUACAUCAUCUCCCCACUAUAUGAGGAUAUGGAUAGAAUCACCAUAGAAACAGGAAUGUUGGACAUUUCCUCUGCAACGUGUGUGAAGUUUGUGCCUCGCACACAUGAAGCAAACUUCCUUAAUAUCGAGUCUAGAACUGGCUGCUGGUCAUAUCUGGGAAUGAUAGGAGGCAGUCAGGCCUUGUCUUUGCAGUCUCCGGGCUGUAUGUGGUCAGGAGUGGCAGCACACGAGCUAAUGCAUGCUCUGGGAUUUGAACACGAACAGUCUCGCUCUGAUCGUGACUACCACAUCUCCAUCCUGUGGGAAAACAUCCUUGAGGAUCAAAGGGACAACUUUAGGAAGUAUGAGACGAGAAACCUCAAUACUGCAUAUGACUAUAGUUCUGUCAUGCACUAUGGGAGGUAUGCCUUCUCAGAGGAUGGUGAACCCACCAUCAUCCCUAAACCAGACCCCUACAUUCCCAUGGGACAGCGAGAUGGACCGAGUAUUACGGAUAUUCACAAAAUAAACAUCAUGUAUAACUGUGGUGGCCGUGUUUGA
Molecule: messenger RNA, 846 nt
Organism: Carassius gibelio (silver crucian carp)
Lineage: Eukaryota; Metazoa; Chordata; Actinopteri; Cypriniformes; Cyprinidae
Product: high choriolytic enzyme 1-like
Exons: 9
Coding region: 1-846 (281 amino acids)
Biological process (GO): proteolysis
Molecular function (GO): zinc ion binding; metalloendopeptidase activity
Source: RefSeq, a predicted model, not a curated record